AUGGGUCGUAAUUGGUGGGUUAUACCGGUGCUGCUUCUUUUUAUUGCCAGUUGGAUAUUAAUUGUUAUUGGCUUUUCCAUCACGCUGUUUGAAUCCCCAGUCGUUUACGGUAAAAACUAUGGUGGUAGACGCAUUACGAAAUUAACCGUACUCGGUUUUAUCGGAAUUGAUGUGGAUGUCCCAAUAGAAGGGGCAAAUUUUACGUGGGUGACUAAAAUGGAUUAUUUUCACUACUACGUUGAUCUAACCGUUCAGUUACCAUACGGUUUUGCCCCGCAGCAUGUAUUUCAAAAAUACAACUUUGAUGAUAUUCCCUGUAAGGAGUUUACAUCUAAAAUGAAAGUGGGCCAAGUAUUUACAUUGUUCUCUAUAUUUGCCUGCCUAUUUAGUAUUGUCUUCCUUAUAGCUGUUAUCUUUAUUCGAUCCCUAUUACUAUUACUAUGUGUAUGGAUAUUCGGUUGGAUUACUGUGAUUUGUAAUGCGGUCUCCGUGGGAACUCUCUUUUAUGUUUAUUUAAAUGGAUUCUGUGUGGAUGAUAGACCCACGCGGAUUCCACCGGGUCUUCAAUUCUCUAUGCCGGCUGGGGGAACGGCGUUGUUUUGCUUGGCUGCCGUGAUGCUCUUAAUGGGAAUGAUCGUCAGUAGUAUUUUGUGA
Molecule: messenger RNA, 654 nt
Organism: Trypanosoma theileri
Lineage: Eukaryota; Euglenozoa; Kinetoplastea; Trypanosomatida; Trypanosomatidae
Exons: 1
Coding region: 1-654 (217 amino acids)
Source: RefSeq, a predicted model, not a curated record